AUGCCCUCUCAUGGCCCCAUCAUGCCCUCUCAUGGCCCCAUCAUGCCCUCUCAUGGCCCCAUCAUGCCCUCUCAUGGCCCCAUCAUGCCCUCUCAUGGCCCCAUCAUGCCUUCUCAUGGCCCCAUCAUGCCCUCUCAUGGCCCCAUCAUGCCCUCUCAUGGCCCCAUCAUGCCCUCUCAUGGCCCCAUCAUGCCCUCUCAUGGCCCCAUCAUGCCCUCUCAUGGCCCCAUCAUGCCCUCUCAUGGCCCCAUCAUGCCCUCUCAUGGCCCCAUCAUGCCCUCUCAUGGCCCCAUCAUGCCCUCUCAUGGCCCCAUCAUGCCCUCUCAUGGCCCCAUCAUGCCCUCUCAUGGCCCCAUCUCUCCCCACCCUCCAGGUCCCAAUGACAGGCGUGGUGGUGGAUGCAGGCUUUGCUUCAGCCUCUGUCGUGCCGGUGGUGGAGGGCUAUGUGUUGGGGGCAGAUCUCGCUCCAUGCCCAUGGGCGGCGCCCACUCCACGGCCUUGGUGCAACAGCUCAUGCGGGUAAAGCCUUGCUCUCUACCCUUUCAUCUCAUCUGCAACUCUCUCUGCUCUGCUGGUAGAGGGCUACGUGUUGGCAGGCAGCUCCCGACCCGUGCCGGUUGGGGCCGCGCACUCCACUCCACGGCCUUGGUGCAAGAGCUGAUGCGGGUACAUAACGCUGGUGGUGCAGCAACUCAACCAGUGAUAGAGGACUCAACCAGUAGUAGAGGGCUAUGUGUUGGGGGCAGCUCUCGCUCCAUGCCAGUGGGGGGCGCCCACUCCACGGCCUUGGUGCAACAGCUCAUGUGGGACCGAGGGGAGCCGGUACCAGCAGAGGAGGCGAUUGAAGUGGCGAGAAAAGUGAAGGAGACUUAUGGAUACACAUGCUCCGACCUAGUCAAGGAGUUCACCAAGCAUGACAGGGAGCCUUAUAAGUACCGCAAGGUCUGGACCGCCACCAGCGUGCGCACCAACACGCCCUACCACCGUGACGUCGGGCACGAGCGGUUUCUGGCUGCUGAGGUCUUCUUCUCACCGGAGAUUGCAGUGAGCAACGUGGGCACGUCACUGGCGGAGCUGGUGGAUGCAGCUGUGCAGACUGCCGCCAUCGACACACGCCGCUCGCUCUACAAGGUGAGGGUUGUGUGGGUGUGUGAUCCAAGGGGUGCUUCCUCUGCACUCACUGGCGUCGCAGUGCCCUCUCUAUCCCCCGCCUGUGCAGACCGCUGCCAUCGACACACGCCGCUCGUUCUACAAGAACACCGUUUCUCUCCCUUUCCUUUCUCUCCCUUUCCUUCCUCUCCCUUUUCUUUCUCUCCCUUUCCUCUCAGGCACGUCCACCCUCUUCAAGGACUUUGGGCAGCAGUAAUUGCUUCUUCUCACCCUUGCCGUACUCGCGUCAUACCCGUGCCCCCAUGUAUCCCACAGAACAUUGUGCUCUCAGGCGGCUCCACCCUCUUCAAGGACUUUGGGCGGCGGUUGCAGCGAGACGUGAAGAAAGCUCUCGAGGCCCGCAUGGCUGGGUCUAGCGAGCGAGACGUGAAGGGAGCUGUUGAGGCCUGGAUGCCUGGAUCUGCUUCUAUUGAGCCCAACGCAUCCGACAUAGAGGUCACGGUGGUGUGCCACCAUCUGCAGGAGCACGCUGUGCGGUUUGGUCAGCAGCUCACUUAUCAGCCUUUUCUAUCAUCUAUUCCCCUCAUGCCCCGUCACUUCCCCCCCCAUUCCGUACAGCCCAAGGCAUCGGACGUAGAGGUGGCAGUGGUGUCUCACCAUCUGCAGGAGCCUGCCGUGUGGUUUGGGGGCUCUGUUGUCGCCUCCUCCCCGGGUUUCCAAGGGGUGUGCACCACGCGAGCUGCUUACUUGGAGCACGGGCCUAGUCAUGGGAGAAUGCAAAAUGCAAAAGGCUCACGGCUGAGCCCCUAUGGAGAUCUCUCCUAUCCCAAUUGCCAAAUCCUCCGUCCCUUCCCUUUCUCCUUGUCCCUCGUCGCCCACUCGUCCAGCCUGGCGAAGGAGAUUUACUUUGUGCAGAACGCAGAGGGGUCAGGGCUGAGCCCCUUUGGAGGUCUCUACCUACCCCUGUCACCCUCCCUUCCAUGCCUCCUUUCCGUCCAACCCCCCCCCCUCCCCCCCUCCUAG
Molecule: messenger RNA, 2133 nt
Organism: Closterium sp. Naga37s-1
Lineage: Eukaryota; Viridiplantae; Streptophyta; Zygnematophyceae; Desmidiales; Closteriaceae
Source: the annotation of a GenBank genome assembly